This is a messenger RNA of Blepharisma stoltei, 2996 nucleotides long. The record is from the annotation of a GenBank genome assembly. NCBI's taxonomy places the organism in Eukaryota, Ciliophora, Heterotrichea, Heterotrichida, Blepharismidae.
AUGAAGUCUGAUGGAAAAAACUAUAAGCUUGACAAUGAUACCCUUGAUCUUCAAAUAGAUAGAUUAAAUUCGACAAUACAGUCCAUGAUGAUUGGCAUCCAGUCAGAUAAAGAGAGAUCGUUUGAAGGAUAUUCCGAUUUUAAGCCGCGCUCAAAAAGAAAUUGCACUUAUAUGAUGUCAUUAGAAAGUGAGCCUGACUUAAUCGCAAGCGAUCGUGAAUGAGUAUGUGAUACAGUCCAAGAUGAAGAAAUUUUGGAUAAUAUUGAAGGACUAAUUUUGAAUUUGGAUAGGGUAUCAAUGACUUUAGAAGACUAUAGAUCUCAUGAAAUGAGAGCUAUUGAAGAGCUUGAAUAUGAAAAUCUAGAAGAAAAUAAGUUUCGGUAUGAAAUAAAAUGCUCUCUCAAUGAUAUUUACAAACUAAUUUCAGAUGCUAACUCCCUCUUCUGUGAGCCAACAAAAUUUUUUGCUCUCUGUUUAAUUUUUUUUUAUAAAAUAUGUUUUUUGAAAUUUAAAAAAUUCCAAUUCGUAAGCAUUAAUUUAUUUGUAAAAUUCAUGUUUCAAAAUGGAAGCUGUUUAGGAUAAGCAGAAUUAGCUAGAGAUUUCAUUAUAAUAAUUAUCACUUAUAUAUCAAAAUUUGUUUUUCAUAAAUUAAAAAAUUUUUGUUCUCACGGAGGUGAUUUUACCGAAAAAAAAGGAUUUUUUCAAUUGUUUUGUUCGCUCACGGAGUAAGCAAAUUAUUGAUGAUACAGAAACAAAUAAAGUCUAUCACGGAGAGUUAAAAUUUGGGGAAAUUUCUAUGAAUGUUUCUAUUGAACAUCUCGAUCUAAUUAUUCCUGAUAAGUCAAAUUUGACUCAAGAAAUUCUGAACCAUCUUUCUGUUAAAACUUUAACAAAUCAAAAAAGUAUAUCGUUAGAACAAGCCUGUAUAAGUCAGUUGGAAAAUGAAAUAGAAGAAUUAAAAAGAAAAAGUUUAAUCCCUGAAGAUGUGUUUGAUUUUGGAAAAGCGUUGAAAAAUAGCAUUACAGAGACUUACGAGAGAUCAUUUGAUGACUAUUCUGCAAGCUUCAAUAGUGAAAACUCUUUGGAGCUAACUAAAAGUACACUUGAUCUUUUCUCUAAAACCGAAAGGCCGGCUUUUCACUUACUCCCCAUUUGUUUAACUCCCCCCCCCUCCGUGAGUGAACAAAAAAAUUUUGUUUAUUCACGGAGGGGGGUUAAUGUUUUUUUUUUAAAAAAAUUUAUAUAUAAAUUUUCUAAAAAAUUUUUAUUUUCGAAAUUUUAAAAAAUCCUAAUUUGCAAAAAUUGGGAAAGCAAAUAUUAAUUUAAUUUAUAAAAUUUAUGUUUUAAAAUGCAAUUUGUUUAAAAUUAAACAGAAUUAGCUCUAGAUUUCAUUAUAUUAAUUAUCAUUUAUAUAUCAAAAUUUUUUUCCAUAAAAAAUUUUUGUUCACUCACGGAGGGUGGGUUUUUGGGCAAAAAACAGCGAUUUUUCUAAUGGUUUUGUUCACUCACGGAGGGAGGGGGAGUAAGAAAAAAAUGUCGCAAAAAUUCUGUUUUUUGGGAAUUAAAAAAUUUUUUUGAUAUAAAUUAAAUAGAUUUUAUUUCAAAUUAUUUAUCAACUUGGAUUUUUUAAAUUUCUGAAAAAAAAUAUACUCUCUCUUUAGCAGACAGAAAACUCUGCUCUAAUCAAAGGUGAGCUAGAUCUCCAAAAACUCAAAAAAAAUGAAAAAAUAAAAGAAGAGCUGGAAUGGCAAAUUAAUGAGGUCCAAGUCAUAAAAAAUCAAUAUAAUAAAAAACUAAAUCAACUAUUACAGCAGACUGAUUUAUUUCAACAACAAGCUAAUUUAAUAAAAAUUAAAACAGCAGAGUUGGAAAAAGAUAUCAGCAAAUUUAAUGAAGAAAAAAGGAUCUUUGAAGAAAAACAAGUAAAAAUAAAGGAUGAGAUUAAAUCCACCUUUAUUCAGCACAGCAGAGAGCCUUCAGGAGAAUGACUAAGAACUAUUAAAGGCCGUCAUAAAACAGAAAAAAGUUAUUUGGACUUAAGAGAUAGCACUCCAGAUCCAAUUACUGAUGAAAAUGCUCAAGCAUUAUAUGAAGAGCUUCAAAAAGCCCAAGCUUUAUUGCAAGGCACAAUCCCUGAAAACGCUGAUUCUGUGGUGAUAAAAAUAAAUCGCAUAAAAACCCAGAUAUCAAAUUUACGCUCUGCUAAGGCUUUGAAUAAUUUCCAGGUACAUUCAAACUCUAUAAAAAAUGCAAUACAUAGUAUGGAAAAGCAGUUUGAAACUCGUGACAUCAGAAAAGCAUCUCCUGCACCAAAAAUGCCUAUGAUUUCAUCCAUUACCCCAGAGCCUAUAUCUGAUAAUACCAAAAUAUUCCAUAAAUUGGAAAAUUUAGACAAGUCGCCUAAACCUCUACCUCAUGAUAAACUUAUUAAUUCAGUUUCUGAGGCAAAUUUAAAUGUCAAACCUCCAAUCCCAAAUCCAAAAAUUAUAAAGAAUUCUAACCUUGCAAUAGAUUCAGAGAUAGAAAACCUUAAAAAACAUUUAAGGCUUAAAGAAAUUAGAUUAGAAGAAAAAGAAAAAGAAAUUUUUGACAAAGAAAUGAGGCUUCAUAAGACAUGGAUGAAGCAGCCUGAUGCCAAUCAACUGAUACCGAUGGUACAGAAAGAGUUGAUUUUCAUACAAAAUUUGAAGCAAAAUUUAGAGUUAAAGCAAAAAGAAAUAGAAAGGGACCAGUUUUUGCUAUUGAAAAAAUUAUACUAAAUGCAUAUGAAUAAUUUUUGUAAAAAUGACAGAUUUGUUAGGCAUUUUCUUUAAUAGCCCCGGGUGCUAUAAAUUAUCAGAAUUGUCCGACAAUACUCAUAAGGGAUAGAUCAAAUCAAGAAAAAAGAAGAGUUUCUGCUCGAAAAAGAAACUAAAAUUGACUAUGAAGUUGAAUUAAAGAAGCGAGAAUUAUCAGAAAAAACGCAAGCAGUCUAUCAGUUAUUAACAUGUUUAUAA